CAGAUUCAUGUGACAAGCGCGAUUGGCUGAAGACGGCGGUCGGCGCUUCCUUUAGUCGAACCUCGUUAAAGCGAAUCGAGAGGUCACCUUCGCGCGUUGGAAUCUGGAGAGAUCUGCCAUGGCUCAGAAUCCUCCGCCGCCAUUUGAUCCCUACCGACCUCCGGUUAUUGAAGGCUUUACUCCGACUUCUCGGGGUAGUACCGAACGCUUCCAAAGCAAGUUCGUGCGCAAGUUCCGCGAGAAUCCAUUUGUGCCCAUCGGCUGCCUUUGUACAGCUGGAAUUUUGACUUAUGGACUCAUCUGCUUCAUAAAUAAUAAACCCAAGCAAUCCCAGAUGAUGAUGAGGGCCCGUGUUAUAGCACAGGGCUUAACUGUUGCAUCCCUAUUAGUGGGCAUGGCUGUUACAAACCUGAAGUCAUCCAAGUGAACAAGCUGCUACUGUACAAUAAUAUGAAAAUAUUGUCCACUAACCGGGGGCACUUAGGAGAUGAAAUGCCAGAAGAGCCACCUAGAGCACUAUUGGAGAAACAUGAAGAGUGAAUUCAACCAACACAAGUUAAAGCACUCUUCCUCUCCUUUUUAACAUCUGCUUGAGAACAUUGGGUGAGAUCAUGAAUUGGUUUGGGGUCAGACACCAUCGGUUUGGUGAUAAUACUGAGUUGUUUAUCUCACCCCAAGGUUGGCAGAGAUCGAAAUCUUGUAUCUCUACUUGGAGGCUAUUAGGUUGUGUAUGUGUGGAGGAAGAGACUCAUUCAAUUGUAGCAGGCCAAGCAGCUAUGGGUGUUGGAACUAGAUAUAUGUUCCAUCCUUUGGCCCAAAUGAGAAUCCAUUUCCUCCUGUUGCACAAUUUGGAGAUCACCUUGAACUCACACUCCAAAUGAAGCAGGUGGCAGCUAUGGCCAAGAUGGCCUUUGCAGAAAUCCAUAUAGAUUGCACCAUUUUCUGGACCUAGAGGCUUUUCUAACAAGCACUCAUGCGUUUGUUUACUUAUGGAUUAUCGCAGUAUAUACAUGUGGCUGCCCUUGAAGACCAUCACAAGAUUGAACUAAUCCAGAAUAAAGCAGCAAUUUAAGCAAUUAUGGGCAUGCCCAUGCAACACCGCUACUUUGCGAGCUGUGCUGUUUGCUGGGAAGCUUCCAAGUAAAUUCACUAUGCUGGUUAUUACAUAAACGCAUCUCAUGACAUAGAGACUUUUCCCGUACCUUCUGCCCCUGCUUUGUGAUUAAACAGAUUUGUCAUAUUCUUAGCCAUUAAACAGUAUCAUUAGAUGGGACCUAUAAAGCAUGUCUUCUUUGUCACAAUACCUGCCCCCCUGAAACAAUAACCUCCUAUUUGUCCGCAUGAAGACCUUGUUAAAAAAAAAGAUUUUAAAAGCUGGCUUUUCACCUAGGUCUUAGGCUGGAAUGAUACAGACCUUUGAGUGUUAUAUGGUCCCUUGAGAAUUUGUGUGUGUGGGGAGAUCUGUAUGUCAAUUUUUUAAAAACUGGCCUGUUGUCCCCUCCCUCCAUCCAGCUUCAUUCCAAUUUAAAUCUUGUAUUCGAAUAGCCAUUCCAAGCAUAUGAAGAAUGGAAUUGCGUUUCAUAAAUGUUUAUAUCUUUUAAUAAAAUUUGCUAGUCUGAAAAGGUG
Thamnophis elegans (Western terrestrial garter snake) is the source of this 1626-nucleotide messenger RNA. RefSeq names its product HIG1 hypoxia inducible domain family member 2A (gene HIGD2A). Gene Ontology annotation, biological process: mitochondrial respirasome assembly. NCBI's taxonomy places the organism in Eukaryota, Metazoa, Chordata, Lepidosauria, Squamata, Natricidae. The coding region runs from base 119 to 427 and encodes 102 amino acids. The transcript is spliced from 3 exons. The record is from RefSeq and is a predicted model, not a curated record. Gene Ontology annotation, cellular component: mitochondrion.